Molecule: messenger RNA, 819 nt
Organism: Colletotrichum siamense
Lineage: Eukaryota; Fungi; Ascomycota; Sordariomycetes; Glomerellales; Glomerellaceae
Exons: 2
Coding region: 1-819 (272 amino acids)
Source: RefSeq, a predicted model, not a curated record
AUGUUCCCCAAGAUCGCCAGCCUCCUCACCUCGGCCCUUGCGGUCUCCGCGGCCGUCCUGCCCCGUGCAGAGCUGCCCACCAUCGUCUUCACCCCGGGUGCCUGGCACGGUCCGCAGUCCUUCGACCUCGUCCGCGCCGGCCUGACCCUCAAGGGCUACGAGUCUGAGGCCAUCACCCUCCCCUCCGUCGGCGCCGAGCCCGCCACCGUCAGCCUCGACGAGGAUGCCGCCGUCCUCCGCAGCACCCUCACCACCCUCGCCGACGCCGGCAAGCAGAUCGUCCUCGUCGUCCACUCCUACGGCGGCAUGGUCGGCGCCAACGCCGUCUCCGGCCUCGGCUACCAGCAGCGCGCCAACAACAGCGAGACGGGCGGUGUCAUCAUGAUGGUCUACCUCGCCGCCUUCGCUGCCCCUACCUCCACCAGCCUGGUUGACAUGCUCAGCGGCGAGUUCCUCCCCUGGAUGAGAGCCGAUGGUGACAAGGUCUACGCCGACACGCCCGAGACCAUCUUCUACGCCGACGUCGACCCCGUCCUCAAGGCCAAGGCCAUUGCUGAGCUCAGCUGGGAGUCCAAGCGUGUCUUCUCCGAUGACGCCACCUACGAGCCCUGGAACGAGGGCAUCGAGGUCAUGUACUUCCACACCCAGCAGGACCAGGCCAUCCCCCUCGCCACCCAGGAGGCCAUGGCCGCCCAGUUCCCUGCCGGCUACACCACCUUCUACGCCAACACUUCCCACUCGCCCUUCCUGUCCCGCCCGGACCUCGUCAUCGAGGGCGUCGAGCUGGCUGUCACCAACGGCCAGGCUAAGCUUGCCUAA